AUGGUGAGACCAAGAAGGCAAGCUAAUGUGCCCGAAGAUGAGCUAUCCAGGGGUGAAAGAGACGAUGCCAUUGCAAGGGCGUUGAAUAAGAUGUCAGACUUGUACGAGCAGAAUUUCCGACCGCCGCAAGGAGAUCUAAAUAGUGCGGUCCAAGUGGGGUGCACCUAUGAGCGCUUCCUGGCGCAUAGGACUCCUACCUUUACUGGGGAAGAGGAUCCAAUGCGAGCUAGGAGAUGGAUUCUAGAUUUGGAAAGGACCUUUGAAGUCUGUGGGUGUACUGAGGUCCAGAUGGUUUUGUAUGCAAGUUAUAUGCUACAAGGUGAAGCAGCAUACUGGUGGGAGACCAAGCGGUCACUCCUAGAAAUGGAGUUCGGAUCCUUGGCUGCUGUGUCCUGGCAGCGGUUUAAAAAGGAAUUUGAUGAUCGAUACUUUCCUGUUUCAGUGAGAAGGCAGAAGGCUCGGGAGUUUAAUAAUUUGGUUCAAGGAGGUAUGACGGUCGAGCAAUAUGCAACGAAAUUUAUGGAGCUUGGACGGUUCGCUCCUCACCUCAUUGCCACCGAAGAGCUGCAGGUGGAGCGUUUUAUGGAGGGUCUGGGCCCUGAAGUAUGCAGACAAGUGGCUUGUCUCCAGAUUGUGGAAUUUCAGAAGCUGGUAGACUUGGCCAGUAUCACAGAGCGCGAGAAUAGCUUUGUAGUGGGAUCCCCUCCAGGUCAGAAAAGACGGAGUUAUCUUGGUGAAGGAAGCAGUUCUGGAUCGCCACAGAAAUUUGUUCAGAGGACCGGGACCCGUCCACAGACAACCUCCGGUGUUCGUGCAGGAGGCCGGACUCCAGUAUGCCCGAGAUGUAGUAGAGCCCAUGAGGGUGAUUGUGGUCAAAGGGGCAUUCAGUGUUUUAGAUGUGGCCAGCCGGGUCACUUUGCUCGGGAGUGUCCCAGUCUAGUUCAAGGAGGUCAAGGAGGACGAGGAGGUCGUCGAGGUGGAAGGGGCAACCAGAGACAGUUGGUACAAGCCCGAGUUUAUGCGGUGACUCCUGGCGACGUGGAUUAUGAGGCUCCAGAGACCCACGAUGCUGGAGUGAUUACUGGAAGAGUUCGUCUAUAUGAUUUUUAUGCUUGUACUUUGUUUGAUUCUGGGGCGUCCCAAUCUUUUGUGUCUGCCACGUUUGCACGAAUGUGCAAUUUGGUUACAGAACCUCUACCACAAUCCUUAGUUGUGGCUCUUCCUAAUAGCGAGAUCGUGUGUUGCUCCAAGGUUGCUUUGGGUUGUCCUUUGGAUCUUGGUGGAAGGACACUGGAUGCAGAUUUGAUUGUAUUCAAGUUGCUUGGUUUUGAUAUAAUUUUGGGUAUGGAUUGGCUGUAUCGUUAUUCUGCGAAUAUUGAUUGUAGAAGACGAGUAAUUGGUUUUCAACUUUCGGAUGAGGACUAUUUAGAAUUCGUGGGAAGUAAGUUAAAGGCAAGACCAUCAGUUAUAUCAGCAGUUCAAGCUAAGAAAGAUAUAGCUUGUGGGGCAGAUGCUUUUUUGGUCCAAGUCGUAUCUACACCAUCUGAGAAGAAAUCUUUAGCCGAUAUUCCAGUGGUGGAAGAAUUUCCCGAUGUGUUCGUGGAUGAGUUACCUGGAUUGCCUCCCGUUCGUGACAUGGAAUUUGUUAUUGAUCUGGAACCCGGGGCGGCUCCUGUGCAUAAGGCUCCUUACCGCAUGGCACCGGCCGAGUUAAAAGAGUUGAAGACACAAUUGCAAGAAUUGGUUGACAAAGGAUUUAUUCAGCCUAGUACUUCGCCCUGGGGAGCGCCUGUUUUGUUUGUCAAGAAGAAAGAUGGUACUCUCAGAAUGUGCAUAGACUAUCGGGAGCUUAACAAGGUGACUAUCAAGAACAAGUACCCUCUUCCAAGAAUUGAUGAUCUGUUUGAUCAGCUUCAGGGAGCAGCUGUCUUUUCGAAGAUUGACUUGAGAUCAGGGUACUAUCAGCUGAGGAUAAGGGAUAAGGACGUGCCCAAGACUGCUUUCAGGACGAGAGAGCAUCAAUUGUACGCUAAGUUGAGCAAGUGUGAAUUCUGGUUAGAAGAAGUUAAGUUUCUUGGACAUGUGAUUUCUCAAGAAGGGGUGGCUGUAGAUCCUAGUAAAGUAGAAGCUGUUUUGUCAUGGCCUCGCCCUUCAACAGUUCGUGAGAUACGAAGUUUCUUGGGACUUGCCGGUUACUAUCGAAGAUUUGUGGAAAGUUUUUCUCGACUAUCAGGACCUCUCACUGCCUUGACUAGGAAGAAUACGGAGUUUGUAUUGUCUGACAAAUGUGAGAGAAGUUUUCAAGAGUUGAAGAGAAAAUUGACAAUGGCACCUGUUUUGGCACUUCCAGAGCCACACAAGCCAUUUGUGACUUUUAGUGAUGCAUCCAAACUCGGGUUGGGAUGCGUUCUUAUGCAAGAGGGACGGGUUGUUGCUUAUGCAUCUCGAGCUAAGGUAGAAGUUGUGAGCGAUUCUUUGGUCCCUGGUGCUGAGAUCGAGCUCAACAGAAUUUAUAUUGCUUAUAUUGUUCAAGUCUAUCUUCAUCUGUGA
This is a messenger RNA of Juglans regia (Persian walnut), 2550 nucleotides long. RefSeq lists its product as uncharacterized. The record is from RefSeq and is a predicted model, not a curated record. The coding region runs from base 1 to 2550 and encodes 849 amino acids. The transcript has 5 exons. Gene Ontology annotation, molecular function: nucleic acid binding; zinc ion binding. Lineage: Eukaryota; Viridiplantae; Streptophyta; Magnoliopsida; Fagales; Juglandaceae.